AUGUAUCUGUCUGUCUUACCAAAGGCCGCAUAUUUAAUAUGUUUCAAGUGGAGCCACCCAGUGACAACAAUUAGCGACAAGAAGGACCAAAACACCGGGAGGCUCCAGCUCACUCACAACCUCGGUGUUGCCACAUUGUUCUAUAUUUGUGAGCAGCCCUCCGGAUCCUACGCAUUUGUCGAACAGUAUUGUAACGGUCGUCGUGGUUUGGUGCUACUCCCUGGGCAUGACAAUUAUGAUCGCGACCAUUACUACCUCCUGACUCAAGUUUCCCGGCUUGACGGCGCUUCUCGCUCCAGGGCGGAAGAGAGUAUAAGCGUAUGGAUCAUCUUGUUGGUUAACUUUCCAAAUUGGCGAUCGACCAAAGUCAGAUCAUCAUCUGGGGCAACUCAAUCUGUGCUCACUACUUGUACCGUGGACAUCAACGCAGACGAGUAG
Molecule: messenger RNA, 438 nt
Organism: Penicillium cinerascens
Lineage: Eukaryota; Fungi; Ascomycota; Eurotiomycetes; Eurotiales; Aspergillaceae
Exons: 3
Coding region: 1-438 (145 amino acids)
Source: RefSeq, a predicted model, not a curated record